AUGGCUGGCAAUAUGGACCGUGGCCUUGACGAGAUCAUUGCCGAAAAGCGCAGCAGUGGUCCUCGAACCCGACGCGGCGGCCGGGACAACCGCCGUCGCGACCGUAAUGACUAUCCCCGAGACGGGUCAACCCGUGAUGACCGCCGAAACUUAGACAGGUCCGUAUUCACCACGUUUGCGCCCGAUGGCAUUCACGAGACUAAUUCAUUCUACAGCGAGUGGGUACACGAUCGAUACGAUGAGAGUGAAUCUCGCCGUGGCCCUGCACCUCGACGCCGACGAGAAUCGCCAGUCAACGAGACCAAAGGAUCGAAAGUCCGCGUUGAGAAUAUUCACUACGAUCUCACAGAGGAGGAUCUUGAUGAACUCUUUGCUAGGAUUGGUCGAGUGACAAAGCUUAACCUAAGAUACGAUCGUGCUGGCCGCUCUGAGGGCGUUGCAUAUGUUACAUAUGACCGCAAGGAAGAUGCUGAAGAAGCAAUCAAACAGUUUGACGGCGCCAACGCCAACGGACAACCAAUUCGCCUCACACUCCUCCCCUCACGGAAUCCAUUUGAUACCGCAGUGAUGCCUGGUCGUCCACUGGCCGAGCGAAUUUCUGCCCCUGGCGCAGGUGGCAGAGCCCGUUCCACAUCCCCUCGACGCAGAGUUGAAGAAGAGGACGUGGCUCGGAAGGGUAUUGACAGAUAUAUCCCCGGUGGACGCUCCAGAAGCCCCGCUCCCCGACGAGGCGGCACUCGCGGAGGACGUCGCCCCGGCGCUCGGCGUGAAGGCCGGGACAACAACAAUAACGAGGGUGGUCGUGGCGGUCGUGGCAACCCGCGAGGCAAGAAGACUCAGGAGGAGCUUGAUGCAGAAAUGGCAGAUUACUUUGGGGGCGGUGGUAACGACUCCGCUGCUGCGACUGGAGCCCCUGCCAAUGGUGCCGCCUCGGCCCCGGCCGUUGCCAAUGACGAUAUCGACAUGAUUGAAUAG
This is a messenger RNA of Pochonia chlamydosporia 170, 975 nucleotides long. RefSeq names its product RNA binding protein. The transcript is spliced from 7 exons. Gene Ontology annotation, molecular function: mRNA binding. The record is from RefSeq and is a predicted model, not a curated record. Gene Ontology annotation, cellular component: nucleus. Gene Ontology annotation, biological process: mRNA export from nucleus. Lineage: Eukaryota; Fungi; Ascomycota; Sordariomycetes; Hypocreales; Clavicipitaceae. The coding region runs from base 1 to 975 and encodes 324 amino acids.